Molecule: messenger RNA, 498 nt
Organism: Topomyia yanbarensis
Lineage: Eukaryota; Metazoa; Arthropoda; Insecta; Diptera; Culicidae
Gene: Mocs2A
Product: molybdopterin synthase sulfur carrier subunit
Exons: 1
Coding region: 205-498 (97 amino acids)
Biological process (GO): Mo-molybdopterin cofactor biosynthetic process
Cellular component (GO): cytosol
Source: RefSeq, a predicted model, not a curated record
AUUUAUUUCGUCACCAUGAACUGCGAAGUGUUACUUGCUAUCAGCUGUUAUCAGUAGUGAAUCCGAUGUGUACCACCUUGGGAGACAUCAUUAUUUCUGCUAAGGAGAUCAAAAUCCAUUGAGCAUUAAUUAUAAGGUGUCAUGUGAAAUAAUCCAAAAACUGGUACUGAUCCAUAGCUCCGCUACUGCAGCUAUAAUUUAGUGAUGAGCAUCCAAGGCCAGACGGUAGUUCGGGUGAAUCUGCUGUUUUUUGCCAAGUCACGCGAACUUGCUGGCACAUCGUCGUGCGAGAACUUUCUGCUGUCGACCGGUAGCGGUGGCACCAUAAGUGGCCUUGAGGUUUUGAGUGAAAUCUGCGAACGCUUUCGCGACCUAGCCGCCAUCAGAGACAGCGUUAUAAUUGCCCACAACGAACAGUACUGUGAAGAUUUGGCGGCUCGGUUGUGUCUCAGAGACGGGGACGAAAUAGCAGUUAUUCCACCCAUUGCUGGAGGAUAG